Guillardia theta CCMP2712 is the source of this 513-nucleotide messenger RNA. RefSeq lists its product as hypothetical. NCBI's taxonomy places the organism in Eukaryota, Cryptophyceae, Pyrenomonadales, Geminigeraceae. Bases 39 to 452 code for a protein of 137 amino acids. The transcript has 5 exons. The record is from RefSeq and is a predicted model, not a curated record.
CCUCCUCGGCCUCGGAUUCUACUUCAUUCUAUGAUUCCAUGGGUGGUACAGGAUCUGGAAGUUCUUCUUUAGAUUCCGGAGACGAUCAAUCGUCGAGCACGGACGGCAGGCAGUCUGACGGAAGCGCGAGCAACACUCAGUCGCUUUCGGGAUCAAGGCGCAAGUCGAGACACUCGGAGAGGGAGAAGAAGGUGAAAGUUGUACAUAACCCAAACUCUGUGGGAUCGAAGCUCCUGAAGCUCUCCAAGGAGUUCGACAAUGCGUCUGGCUCUUCCAGUGAUAAGACAAGGGCCCUCAAGAACCUGGCCAUCAUUCAGAAGGAACUUACAUCUGACUACAAGAAAGUGCUAGGCCUCGGGCAUGCUGCCAAGAAAGCGGCAGAGAGUAUGGGGUUGCCAAAGGAGAAGGCGACGGGCAAAGCGCAGUUGGGGGGAGAUCCCUGGUCGAUCUGAGGGCUGCUGCACUUGCAGUGGCAUUAACACUAAAGUGGACAAUGAAUAUUCUUUCUUUCAC